Molecule: messenger RNA, 1448 nt
Organism: Chara braunii
Lineage: Eukaryota; Viridiplantae; Streptophyta; Charophyceae; Charales; Characeae
Source: the annotation of a GenBank genome assembly
CGGGGACACUGUGAUGGUGAGAGUGACUCCGGAGGAGGUAGGAGAAUGGGAUGUGGGGGAUGCCCGCCGUCUGGACGCGGCGGCGGGCCCUGCGGUGAGGACAGGAACGCGGAGCGGCGGGGUAUUGCGUUGGCAAGAGUGACGAGUGGAGGAGGUCGGAGAACGGGAUCUGGAGGAGCGUGUCUGGACGAACGGGUUAUGGAGGAGCGUGUCUGGACGCCUGCCACAUCAGCAGUGCCACGUAAGCAGCAGUGCCACGUCAGCAACAUGACGUGCCUGCCAGGCCAACUGGCCAAUGAGACCAUUGCCGCCUACAAGCAGCGUUGCCUGGAUCAGAUAGAGGCUGAGGAACAACGCCUGCUGGCAGUCGAGGCUGCCCGCAUACAAGCUGAAGAGGCAGCAGCAGCAGAGAAACUGCGGCUACAGGCCGAUGCAGAAGCAGAUGCCCAGGCUCGCCGAAAGGAAGCCCAGGAUCUGCUGCACCGGCAUGAAGCCAACAGCAUCGACAGACUCAAGUACUGGCAUUUUAAACCGAACGGCGACGACGCAACACCGGAAGAGAAGCACGAGGAGUUCCUCUCCAAACUCGUGACGCGGUUGUUGUAUGCUUGCAACUACCAAMGGUCAGAGUUGGAGAGACAGUACCAGGACCUGACGCAACAGCAUCAGAAGUUGGCACAACUCCGCCGCAUGGUGCAGAGCCACGAGGAUGCAACCCUGGCACUCAAUGCCCGAUUGCUGGACCUGGAACAGGCUGUACCAGGACCAACUGCUGGAGCUUCCAGCAGUGCACCCUCAAGCCGCCAACUGGAGGACCGCGUUGACCACGUAGUGGCAAUGCUCGGCGACAUCAGCACCUUCGCUGCGCCGACCACCACCAUCAGCARUCAGCUGCAUACAUUGAAGACCGAGGUCCAGAAGCUGCAGUCGACRAACGCGGACGACAAUCCGAAGAUGUACAAGAUGCCAACUUUCAAUCAGGAGAGGUUCGACGACUACACGCAGCAGGAUCCCGUCCUCUGGUGGGAAGAAUUCACAACGCAACUCAGGAUUCUGCCAGUAGCCAAGCAUGCGUACAUCGGCGCCCUGUUCCUGAACUCAAAGGGCGGAUGCCAGACCUCGUUGAGCCACCUGGCAACCUCCCACGGCGUCGACGUACCAGACUUGAAGGACGUAAUCACAUGGGARGAACURACACGGCUGUGGAAGAAGCRGUUCAUCGUCGACGACGCGCCGACACUCGCCAUCAACCGUUUGUUCACCAUGUCACAGGGCAACACAGCAACACGGGACUGGCUCACGGAGUGGCAGAAGAUUGCGGCUGGCUGCAUUACAACAUUAAUUGUUCGGAUCACUGGUAUCUAAGUCUUCCGCUGUGCUAUCUUAUACUUUGUAUUGAAAGGUCGGUUCUUGUUCUGGUCUGCACCUAUACGGUAUGCAACACCAAG